Molecule: messenger RNA, 2366 nt
Organism: Brachypodium distachyon (stiff brome)
Lineage: Eukaryota; Viridiplantae; Streptophyta; Magnoliopsida; Poales; Poaceae
Product: GTPase-activating protein gyp7
Exons: 5
Coding region: 251-1957 (568 amino acids)
Biological process (GO): activation of GTPase activity
Molecular function (GO): GTPase activator activity
Source: RefSeq, a predicted model, not a curated record
UUUUUUUUUAACUCCCCUUUGUCUCUCUUCGGAGACCGGAGAAGAGAAGAGAACCGGAAUCGCCAAUCCACCACAUCCCGCAGUGUACCCGCCGCCGCCGCUCGCCGGCGGCGAGGCCCGCGCGCUGGUACGGCAGGCGUGUAUGGGUAACAAGCUCGCCGCCCUCAGGCGGGAGCAGUCGUUGGUGUGGGCUUCGUGGUCUGGUCAGAGUAGUUGGAAGCGAUAGGUGGAGGCAGCGAGCGCGUCGAGGAUGAAGGCCCUGCGGCGAUCCAGCACCUCGUCUUCGUCAUCUUCGUCUUCGUCCCCGAGGACCCCGUCAUCCCCGCCGCCGCCUUCGUCGUGGCGCCACCGCCGGUCCCUUCUGCUCGUCGCCUCCUCCUCGUUGGCGGCGGCGGCGAAAUCGGCCGCGCCGGCGCCGGCGAUGCUUGCGGCGGAUUCCUCCGCUUCCUCGCAGGCUUUGUACUCGCCGAACUCCGACCGUAAGCAAUCUGUUUUCAGAGGCGGAACUAAAUCUCCAUGGUCUCGGAGGAAAAGAAAAGGAGCACUAUCUUGUGAAAGAUGGAGACAACUAUUUUCUUCCAAUGGGAGGCUUCGUGAUGGAGGAAGAAAAUUUCUGAAAAAAGUUCGCAGUGGGGGAAUUGAACCGGGUAUAAGAGCUGAAGUUUGGCCCUUUUUACUUGGAGUCUAUGAUUUGAAUAGUUCUGAAGAGGAAAGGAAUACCAUCAAGAUAAAGAAAAGGAAUGAGUACGAAAAGCUGAGGCGCAAGUGCCAUCAAAUUCUGAACUGCUACAAGGGAUUUGAGCUAAAGGUUAUAAAUGAAGUUACUAAUGAGGGUUGUUCUGGUGGUGCAACUUAUAUGGAAGACGUUAGUACAAGUGUUUCUGUGUCACCCAAGGAAUUUAGUUGUUUAGUCAGCAAGGCGAACAGCCCCGAGAGUGCUGACCGUGCUGCUGCAGAAUGCAUGGAUGAAGAUAUAAGUGAGUUAAUUCAUGUAGACCAAUGCAUGGCAGAAUCAGAAUCUUCUGAGUCAGAGUCUUCGGAUGAAGAUGACCAUGGGCAGAUAUCCAUGGGUGCCAAUAUAGAAGAGAACUGUGCUCCGGAGCCUAAAUUUGUCAGGAGUGCCUCAUCCAAGUCAGACUUCUUUAGAUCCAACAAAACUCCAGAGGAUUUUGCAACAUGGCAGCGUAUUAUACGUCUAGAUGCUAUCCGCGCAAACACAGAUUGGGCUUUAUUCUCCCAUAACCAAGCUGAAGUCUGUAAAGAGAAUGCACUGCAGCAUGCAUUAUCGAUUGGGUUGAAAGAUUAUGACCAUUUAGAACCUUACAUGAUCUAUCAUGCGGCCCGGUUAGUUGCAUUGCUCGAGGCAUAUGCUCUCUAUGAUCCAGAGAUUGGCUACUGCCAAGGUAUGAGUGACCUCUUGUCGCCUAUAAUCGCGGUGAUGGAGGAAGACCACGAAGCAUUUUGGUGCUUUGUGGGUUUCAUGAGGAAAGCGAGGCACAACUUCAGGCUCGACGAGGUUGGGAUAAAAACACAGCUGAAGACUGUCUCCCGGAUUAUCAAGCGCAAGGACUCGCACCUCUACCGGCACCUGCAGAAGCUGCAGGCCGAGGACUGCUUCUUUGUGUACAGGAUGGUGUUGGUUCUAUUCAGGAGAGAGCUCACCUUUGAGCAGACCCUGUGUCUGUGGGAGGUGAUGUGGGCCGAUCAGGCUGCCAUUCGGGCCGGGAUCAGAAGGUCCACAUGGGGAAAGAUAAGGCUCCAUGCUCCUCCCACCGACGACCUGCUGCUCUAUGCUAUUGCGGCCUGUGUCCUUCAGAGGAGGAAGCUGAUCAUCGAGAGGUACAGCAGCAUGGAUGAGAUACUGCGGGAGUGCCAAAGCAUGGCGGGGCAGCUUGACGUCUGGAGGCUUCUGGACGACGCGCACGACUUGGUCGUUAACCUGCAUAAUAAAAUCUGAUGGCGGCGGUUGCUGUUUUCGAAUCGAUCGUCUGUAGACCCGAAAAAAAAAAUGCCUGAGGUAUGUUCUCAGUGAAAGUCAUCUUUCAUCUGUUGUCUGUCACCCGGCAUAUAGAGAAAUGUUGUAGCUUUGAAUUGAAGUGGAUCAAGUUCCCUUAAAGAAGAAGAAAAAUCGUAAGGAUCAUCAAGUAUGUCCUCAGUCAGAAGAUACAUCUUUUAAUUUGGUUGUCAUAGUCACCAGGUUAUACUGGGAGUUGUAAAACUAUCUGUUGUUUAAUGUAGGGGGGAAUUCUGUUUUUUUGCCUCAAGUGUUCCUUGGCAAAAACAGCAACUUUGCCCCCCUUUUAUAUAUGCAAAAUCAGAUUUGUUUCCCUGGUUCUUCAGCAAUAACAAGCUUAUGUUAAAACUGU